AUAUUGACCACGAACGAUGAUAAAUCGGCGGUCAGAGUGCAGAUCUAUUAUUCGCCUUUAAGUACAAAUGCGAUCAACUUAUUGAGAGCCCAUAGGGAUGGUCAGGCCGGCGGUAUUUAUGCGAUGGUCAACGCCGCAGCCACCGCACCCACCACGGUCAAAUAUACAUUGGAUGUAGAUUUUAUACCAUGGGGUACAGCAACUAGGACAGUGGUCCAAAACAAAUUUGCGUACCAGUGCCAAAACAAUGAUGCUGAGUGUAAAGGCACCAGACUUCAUGCUUGCAUAGCGCGUGGUCGCAUUAGCCAAUACACCACAUUUAACAAAUACACCAUGGUGAUGUGUACAACGGCUGGUACUGAUUGGGCCACAAACCCCCUGGCUAAUUUGGAAACCUGUGCCACUUCUACCAACCAGAUUGAGGGCGACGGACCGCUAUUAACAACCUGUGCCGCAGAUGCCAGCGUUGACGGGAACGGCUAUUUAGAUGAAACAAUGGGCGCUACCAUUGCUCUCAAUCAUGACAUGACUGAGCCUGUGAUUGUGAUCAAUGGUAUGGUUAAUACGGCAGCGGUAGCCAAUCUUAAAAAUCAAGUGUGCCUGGCUAUUGACGCAGCUAACCGGCCAGCCACAGAGUGCGCCGGUAUAGUUGACCCGACUCCGGUCAAAUCAAAGGUCAGCGUACAGGUCUAUUACACACCAUUGGCCCAGAAGUCUAUUGACUUUAUCGCGCUUAACGCCGAGGGAAACGCUCGUGGUGUUUAUGGUUUAAUUAAGAACCAGUUGGCGGACAAUGCCCAGGUCAAAUAUGACAUUAAUUUUGAGUAUAUACCGUGGGGUAGAGCCACCAAAACCCGUACAACUGAUGAUAAAGUGCAAUAUACUUGUGUAGAGGGAGACACUGAUUGCAAGGCAACCAGACUUCAUGCUAUUAAUAAUAGCGUUGUGUACUUUCAAGACAUACUUGCCGGUACUAACAUUUAA
Molecule: messenger RNA, 984 nt
Organism: Medioppia subpectinata
Lineage: Eukaryota; Metazoa; Arthropoda; Arachnida; Sarcoptiformes; Oppiidae
Source: the annotation of a GenBank genome assembly